AUGGUCCUGGUCCACGUCGGCUAUCUCGUGCUUCCAGUGUUUGGCUCUGUGCGAAACAGAGGUGCCCCCUUUCAAAGGUCUCAGCAUCCUCACGCUACCUCCUGCCGCCACUUCCACCUGGGCCCCCCACAGCCGCAGCAGCUCACCCCCGACUUCCCCCUGGCCCACCCCGUGCAGUCGCAGCCGGGCCUCAGCGCCCACAUGGCCCCGGCCCACCAGCACAGCGGCGCCCUGCACCAGUCGCUGACCCCGCUGCCCACCCUCCAGUUCCAGGACGUCACAGGUCCCUCCUUCCUACCUCAGGCCCUGCACCAGCAAUACCUCCUGCAGCAGCAGCUCCUGGAAGCCCAGCAUCGCAGGCUGGUCUCGCACCCCAGGCGGAGUCAGGAGCGUGUGUCUGUCCACCCCCAUCGCCUCCACCCCAGCUUCGACUUCGGCCACCAACUGCAGACGCCUCAGCCCAGGUAUUUGGCUGAGGGCACCGACUGGGAUCUCAGUGUGGACGCUGGCCUGAGUCCUGCCCAGUUCCAGGUGCGGCCCAUCCCUCAGCACUAUCAGCAUUACCUGGCGACUCCUCGAAUGCAUCACUUCCCCCGGAACUCCUCCUCCACGCAGAUGGUCGUUCAUGAAAUCCGUAACUACCCUUACCCUCAGCUCCACUUCCUGGCUCUCCAGGGAUUGAACCCCAGCAGACACACCUCAGCUGUACGGGAGAGCUACGAGGAGCUUCUGCAGCUCGAGGACAGGUUGGGGAAUGUGACCCGGGGAGCUGUGCAGAACACCAUUGAAAGGUUCACCUUCCCUCACAAGUACAAGAAGCGAAGACCCCAGGAUGGCAAGGGCAAGAAGGAAGAGGGGGAGGAGUCCGACACAGAUGAGAAAUGCACAAUCUGUCUGUCUAUGCUCGAAGACGGAGAGGAUGUGAGACGCCUACCCUGUAUGCAUCUCUUUCACCAACUUUGCGUGGACCAGUGGCUUGCCAUGAGCAAGAAAUGCCCCAUCUGCCGAGUGGACAUUGAGACACAGUUGGGAGCCGACAGCUGA
Molecule: messenger RNA, 1044 nt
Organism: Elephantulus edwardii (Cape elephant shrew)
Lineage: Eukaryota; Metazoa; Chordata; Mammalia; Macroscelidea; Macroscelididae
Gene: ARK2C
Product: ring finger protein 165
Exons: 8
Coding region: 1-1044 (347 amino acids)
Biological process (GO): positive regulation of BMP signaling pathway; motor neuron axon guidance
Molecular function (GO): ubiquitin protein ligase activity; zinc ion binding
Source: RefSeq, a predicted model, not a curated record